AGGCGCCCCGUUCCGCGGCUCCUCCGUGUCCUGCAAACGCUCGGCGGGCGCUUUCCUGCGAGCAGCGCGCUCCGGGGCAAGCGCCCAUUUGCAGCAGCAGCCCGAGGGGGCGGGGAGGGAGGGGGCCGUGGCCCACCGGCCAGGGGGGCGGCUUCUCCCCUCAAAACCGCCGCCAAAGUGCUCCAGCCGGCAGAGGCGCGGGAGAAGCGAGCGGGCGAGCAAGCGAGAGAAAGAGAGAGAGACCGCCGCUGCCGCCGCCGCCGCCGCCGCCGCCGCUUCCAGGGCAGGAGCAGCUCCCAGCCCGGCCCGAGGCACCUCCGGCGGACUCGCCCGGGCCGAGCGCGAGCGGCCGCCCCUCCUCCGGGCCGGGGCAGGGCAGGGCAGGGCAGGGCAGGGCCGUGCUGCCGCAGCACUUGGCCGCCGGGCGGCUCUCCCCUGGGCAGCAGAAGCGGCAGCGGCAGCGGCGGCGGCGGCGGCGGCGCGGGGCUGGGACUCAGGAUGCCCCUGCGGAGCCGGGGCGCUGGGCAGGAGCAGGUCGCCGGGGCGCCCCCGGCUCCGCGCCCUCGGAUUAGCUGCAGCUCACACCCAGGGAUUUGAAGCUGGACCCCGCGUGGGACCGCCCCAUCUCCGGCCUCUGACAGAGCGGCGGCCCCGCGGCCAAGAUGCUCCCGAAAGGUCACUAUGUGAAGUUGUUCCUGGUCCUUUGCGGUCUGGAGCUCCAGGCGGGCGUGGGCUGCCCGGUGGACUGCGUGUGCUACCCCGCGCCCAUGACGGUCAGCUGCCAGGCGCACAACUUCGCCGCCAUCCCCGAGGGCAUCCCCGAGGACAGCGAGCGCAUCUUCCUGCAGAAUAACCAGAUCGGCUUCCUGCUCCCCGGCCACUUCAGCCCCUCCAUGGUCACCCUGUGGAUCUACUCCAACAACAUCACCUUCAUCGACCCCGACACCUUCCGAGGCUUCGUGCACCUGGAGGAGCUGGACCUCGGGGACAACCGGCACCUGCGGACCUUGGCGCCGGAGACCUUCCAGGGCCUGGCCAAGCUGCACGCGCUCUACCUGUACAAGUGCGGCCUGGGCUCCCUGCCCGCCGGCAUCUUCGGCGGCCUCCACAACCUCCAGUAUCUCUACCUGCAGGACAAUCACAUCGAGUUCCUCCAGGACGACACCUUCGUGGACCUGGUCAACCUCAGUCACUUGUUCCUCCACGGCAAUAAGCUCUGGAAGCUCACCCAGAAUACCUUCCGGGGCCUGGUCAACCUGGACCGGCUGCUCCUGCACGAGAACCAGCUGCAGCUGGUGCAGCCGCGGGCCUUCCACGACCUGCAGAGGCUCACCACCCUGUUCCUCUUCAACAACAGCCUCUCCGAACUGCAGGGGGACUGCCUCACCUACCUGGGGGCCCUGGAGUUCCUGCGGCUCAACGGCAACCCCUGGGACUGCGGCUGCCGGGCCCGCUCCCUGUGGGAAUGGCUGCGGAGGUUCCGGGGCUCCAGCUCCAGCGUGCUCUGCGCUUCCCCCGAGCCCAUGCAGGGCCGGGACCUGAAGCUGCUCCAGGCCCAGGACUUCAGGAACUGUACGGGGGCUGAGUCUCUGCACCAGCUCAAAUCCCACACCCUCAGCACCACGGACCGCGCGGCCCGCAAGGAGCACCACCCCGCCCACGGCGGCCCCAAGGAGAAGGGCCCCCAGCACGGCCUCCACGGCCACCAGCCCGGCUCGCGCCCGGGCUCCCGGAAGCCCGGAAAGAACUGUACCAGCUACAGAAAUCGGAACCAGAUCUCCAAGCCCGGGCCCGGGGGGGCCCGCAAAAACGGCCACGAGCUCCAGGACUACGUGCCCGACUACCACCACAAGUUCGGCUUCGACAUGAUGCCCACGGCCCGCCCCAAAAAGAAGGGCAAGUGCGCCCGGAGGACCCCCAUCCUCUCGCCCAGCGGGGUGCAGCAGGCGUCCCGGGGCGGCGCUCUCAGGGCCUCCCUCCUGGCCUGGAUCCUGGUGCUGGCGGUCACCCUGCGCUGAGAGCCGGGGAGGGCAGCUGGCGCGGGGCACUGCCACCUAUCUACAAAGGAACAGCAUUUCUUUUUUCUUUUUUUCUACACGGAGGAUUUGCCGGUUCCGGGGAAAGCAUGGCGGAGGCUUUGGUCGGUCUCCGUCCACAGCCCAGUGGAUUAUCCAGCCCAAACUGUACAGCACCCACGGUGGAAGGGGAUUAGAGGCAUUAGCAACCCAGCUGUCACAAAUGGCCCUGUCCGAGCACCCACUGAAACUGCCAACCCAAGGGAAGAGAUUAAAACAAACAUUAAAAAAAAAAAAGACACAAGCUAAUCCUUCAUUAGCGACAACUGGACAAACACACAGACAGGAGCUGUGUUCUCUACAAAACCCUGUAAUUUUAAAGGGGUCUGAAAGACCCCCACCCUUCUGGGACGGAGCAAGACAUCGCCCCGAGAGAAAUGAGCGGGACCCCGAAGUCCUGAGCGGGUCCGCACCUCCUGUGGGCCAUCCUUGGACCCCCUUUGGCCCCGAGGGGUUCAGGCCUCGCACUUUUCCUGUGUCUCAGGCAACCCUGGCCUAUUAGCUGGAACGCUGGGCUCCCGAGGAGCCGACUACCAAAGGAAAGAUUGUGGGAGGCCGGGAUUCAGAACUUCCCCGGGAGCACUGAGGCUCUUGCAGAAGGUGGGGCUUCCUAACUGUUCACUUAUAUAUAUACUCUCUCUCUUUCUAUAUAUAUAAAUGCACAGGCCCUCCCCCUUCAGUUAUCGAACUGUACAUCUUAUAUCAUGUUUAUAAACUAUAUGGAAAUGAUACCUGCUGAAACUAA
Molecule: messenger RNA, 2820 nt
Organism: Sarcophilus harrisii (Tasmanian devil)
Lineage: Eukaryota; Metazoa; Chordata; Mammalia; Dasyuromorphia; Dasyuridae
Gene: RTN4RL1
Product: reticulon 4 receptor like 1
Exons: 2
Coding region: 663-2018 (451 amino acids)
Cellular component (GO): plasma membrane
Molecular function (GO): protein binding
Source: RefSeq, a predicted model, not a curated record